Messenger RNA from Morone saxatilis (striped sea-bass), 981 nucleotides. Its product is annotated as metabotropic glutamate receptor 7-like. Gene Ontology annotation, molecular function: group III metabotropic glutamate receptor activity. Gene Ontology annotation, cellular component: membrane. The coding region runs from base 1 to 981 and encodes 326 amino acids. The record is from RefSeq and is a predicted model, not a curated record. The transcript is spliced from 2 exons. NCBI's taxonomy places the organism in Eukaryota, Metazoa, Chordata, Actinopteri, Moronidae. Gene Ontology annotation, biological process: G protein-coupled glutamate receptor signaling pathway; regulation of synaptic transmission, glutamatergic.
AUGAAGAGAAGUCCAGGGAAUGAGCAGAUCGAGGACAUGCAGUGGCCUCGAGGCGAGCAGGACAUUCCCAGCUCCGUGUGCAGCCUUCCCUGUAAAACCGGCGAGAGGAAGAAGGUGGUGAAGGGCAUGCCGUGCUGCUGGCACUGCGAGCCCUGCGACGGCUACCAGUACCAGUUCGACGAGUUCAGCUGCAAGCUCUGCUCCUACAACAUGAGGCCCAACGCCAACCGCACGGUGUGCCAGCCCAUACCCAUCAUCAAACUGGAGUGGCACUCGCCCUGGGCAGUGAUCCCAGUUUUCCUGGCAAUGCUCGGGAUCAUCGCCACAAUCUUCGUCAUGGCUACGUUCAUCCGCUACAACGAUACGCCAAUUGUCCGAGCGUCCGGCCGGGAGCUGAGCUACGUCCUGCUCACUGGGAUAUUUUUAUGUUACAUCAUCACGUUCCUCAUGAUUGCCAAGCCGGAUGUCGGCGUGUGCUCGUUCAGGAGGAUCUUCCUGGGUCUGGGUAUGUGCAUCAGCUACGCCGCGCUGCUCACCAAAACUAACCGCAUCUACCGGAUCUUCGAGCAGGGAAAGAAGUCGGUGACGGCUCCCCGGCUGAUCAGCCCCACCUCACAGUUGGCGAUCACCUCCAGCCUCAUCUCGGUCCAGCUCCUGGGGGUGUUCAUCUGGUUUGUGGUGGAUCCGCCCAACACCAUCAUCGACUACGACGAGCAGAAGACCUUCAACCCGGAUCUAGCGCGAGGGGUGUUGAAAUGUGACAUCACGGAUCUUCAGAUUAUCUGUUCAUUGGGUUACAGUAUCUUGCUGAUGGUGACGUGUACUGUUUACGCCAUAAAGACCCGCGGGGUCCCGGAGAAUUUUAACGAGGCCAAACCCAUCGGGUUCACCAUGUACACCACCUGCAUCGUCUGGCUGGCUUUUAUACCUAUCUUCUUUGGCACGGCGCAAUCUGCAGAGAAGGUAAGAGCCAACGCAUGA